AUGCCUAACAACUUACCUGAUUCAAUAGAAAGAUUGAAAGUCCACGCUCAACAAACAAUUCCCUUUCCUUUUACACAAGAAAAUAGAUCUCUAAAUAUUGAAUGGAUCAAGAAAGUGACAGCA
Dentiscutata erythropus is the source of this 123-nucleotide messenger RNA. NCBI's taxonomy places the organism in Eukaryota, Fungi, Glomeromycota, Glomeromycetes, Diversisporales, Gigasporaceae. The record is from the annotation of a GenBank genome assembly.